CAUCGCUGCAAACGUGGAUCGCGACUUUCAUCAAGUGCAUUUUCUUUUAUGAAAUAAAAUUAAUCAAAAAGUGCAUUUACAAACCGCUGUUCUUACAAUGGAUACCAGUUUAACGAGCAAGCAAAUUCGCGACAUUUUCUUGGAUUUUUUCCGCGAAAAGGAGCAUCUCUACGUGCAUUCGUCGUCUACAAUCCCCCUGGAUGACCCGACAUUGUUGUUCGCGAAUGCCGGCAUGAAUCAAUUCAAGCCGAUUUUCCUGGGCACCGCAGAUCCCAACAGCGAGAUGUCCAAAUGGGUUCGAACUGCGAACACCCAGAAGUGCAUUCGUGCCGGCGGCAAGCACAACGACUUGGAUGACGUGGGCAAAGAUGUUUACCAUCACACGUUCUUCGAGAUGUUGGGAAAUUGGUCGUUUGGCGACUACUUUAAGAAGGAAAUUUGUACCUGGGCAUGGGAAUUGCUUACGGAUCGUCUGAAAUUGCCCAAAGAUCGUUUAUAUGUGACGUAUUUCGGAGGUGAUGAGAAAGCUGGGCUUCAACCCGACCUGGAAUGCAAGGAAAUUUGGAUUAAAUUGGGAGUAAAACCCGAACACGUCUUACCCGGGAGUAUGAAAGAUAAUUUUUGGGAGAUGGGCGAGACAGGUCCUUGUGGCCCAUGCUCCGAAUUGCAUUUUGAUCGCAUCGGCGGAAGAAGUGUCCCCGAAUUAGUCAAUAUGGAUGAUCCGGAUGUCUUGGAAAUUUGGAAUUUGGUGUUUAUUCAGUUCAAUCGCGAGCAAGAUGGCAGUUUGAAACCGUUGCCGAAAAAGCAUAUUGACUGCGGAAUGGGUUUCGAGCGUUUAGUUUCCGUUAUUCAGGAUAAACGAUCGAAUUACGACACGGAUGUCUUCAUGCCUUUGUUCGAGGCGAUCCAAAAAGGCACAAAUGCCCCGCCAUAUCAGGGUCGGGUGGGUGCCGAUGAUGUCGAUUGCAUCGAUAUGGCAUAUCGCGUAUUGGCUGAUCACGCUCGUACCAUCACAAUCGCCUUAGCAGACGGCGGAAUGCCCGAUAAUACGGGACGUGGAUACGUUUUACGUCGAAUUUUGCGACGUGCAGUGCGAUAUGCGACUGAAAAGUUGAACGCCAAGCCCGGUUUCUUCGCUACUUUGGUAGAUACAGUCGUGCAAUUGUUGGGAGAUACCUUCCCGGAGUUGCAUAAAGACCCCCAAAGCAUCAAAGAUGUCAUCAAUGAGGAAGAAGAGCAGUUCCUAAAGACCUUAACGCGUGGUAAAAACUUGUUAAAUCGCACAAUUGCCAAGCUGGGCGACACAAAAGUCAUUCCGGGAGAUGUGGCAUGGCGAUUGUACGACACCUAUGGCUUCCCAAUUGACUUGACGCAGCUAAUGGCGGAAGAAAAAGGUCUCACAAUUGACAUGGAGCAGUAUGAAAAGUCGAAACAUGACUCGUACAUCAUGUCACAAGGCAAGGCUGGUAGUCAGAUUUUGACGAUUAACUUGGAUGUGCAUGCCAUUAACGAGCUAAAGGAGGCAAAAGUCCCAUUAACUGACGAUUCUUUCAAAUACAAGUACGAAGCGGUAUCAACAGACCCCGAAUCUGAAUACAAAUUCGCGCCAUGUCGCGGAAAAGUGCUCAAAUUACGUUACAACAAUGCAUUCGUCGAUGCCGUUACCGAUGGACAAGAAUGCGGCGUGAUUUUAGACAAAACAAAUUUCUAUGCCGAAUCCGGAGGACAGAUUUACGAUCAAGGUUUCUUCAAUAAGGUCGGCGACGAAGGCACAGAAUUCUCUGUUACGCAAGUUUUUAAUCGCGGAGGGUACAUUUUGCACAUCGGAGUGCCUGUGGGCACGUUAAAAGUCGGGGAUGAAGUCGAUUUGCACAUGGAUGUCAUGCGGCGAUGGCUUACGAUGAAAAAUCACAGUGCCACGCAUGCCUUGAAUCAUUCGUUGUUGAAGGUCCUUGGGCAAGAUACGGAUCAGCGUGGAAGUUUGGUCGUGCCAGAGAAGUUGAGAUUCGAUUUUACCAACAAAAGUGCGAUGACAUUGAAGCAAGUUGCCGAAACGGAGCGUCUCACGCAGGAAGUUGUCAAGAAAAAUGUCAAAAUUUAUGCAAAAGAAGCGGAGUUGGCGAAAGCGAAGAAAAUUGACGGUUUGAGAUCCGUUUUUGAUGAAGUUUAUCCGGAUCCGGUGCGAGUUAUUUCGUUUGGAGUGCCCGUUGAGGAGUUGGAAGCUGAUCCCGAGAGUGGAAAAGGCAAAGACGUCUCCGUUGAAUUCUGUGGCGGCACACAUCUCCAACAAUCCGGUCACAUCAUGGAAUUCGUCAUCACCUCCGAAGAAGCCAUCGCCAAGGGAAUUCGUCGCAUGAUCGCUCUCACGGGUCCCGAAGCCAUCAAAGCACUCAAACGCACGGAAGUCUUCGAAAACGAAAUCAACACACUCAAAACCGCCAUCGAAUCUGACGCCAAUGGCGCCGAUUCCAAAUCUCACGUGCGUCGUAUUGUCGAACUAACGGAAGAAAUUGGCCAAGCCACGUUGCCAUAUGUGAAAAAAGACGAAAUGCGAAAUGUACUUAAAGCACUGAAAAAGACGCUCGACGACAAGGCGAAACAAAUGCAAGUAACGAUCGCCAAUGCCGCCGUCGAAAAAGCAAAGGAACUCGCUGAAGGCAAUCCCGAUGCGAAAUUCCUCGUUUACAAGUUGGAGGCACUCAGCAACACAAAAGCCCUCGAUUCGGCAUUGAAACAAGUCCAGAAAGUCGAUAAGGAGAAAUCUGCACUUUUUGUUUCCGCCGAUCCAGAAGCAAAGAAAAUUGUCACGUUGGCUUACGUGCCAAAAAGUGCCGUGGAGAAGGGUUUGAAGGCAAACGAAUGGGUGCAACAUAUUUCCGCCGAGAUGGGAGGUAAAGGAGGCGGCAAAGCAGAAUCUGCACAAGCUUCUGGAAGUAAUUUUGAUAAAAUUGACUCAGUCGUUGAAUUGGCACGCAAAUUCGCAUCCUCGAAAUUGGAAUAAAGUUAAUGCAUUUUUUGUUUAAAAUUAGAAACGCUAUUUAGAACGACGCCUUUAAGGCCAAUACAAGUUUCGAAAAUGUUUUGGAUUUUUAUCUGCCUAAAUUUUUGAGAAAUUCUCAUGAAGGAUAUUUCUUAUCGAGCAUCUAAAAUUUUAAAAACGUUAAAUUUUUGGUUUAUUUUAAUCGAAAUUCAUAAAAAAUUUAAAUUUUCAAAAAAAUAUUUUUUUUUCAAAUUUUUAAUUUUUUUUUGAAAAAAAAAUCGAAUAAAUAAUAAUUAAAUUUCAAGUUUUAUCUAAUUUUUUUUCUAAAAACAGAGAAAAUAAAAAUUUAAUUUUUCAAAAAAAAAAAAAAUUAUUACAAUUUUUUAAUUAAAUUAAGAACAUUUGA
Messenger RNA from Culicoides brevitarsis, 3386 nucleotides. It is a transcript of the gene AlaRS, whose product is annotated as alanine--tRNA ligase, cytoplasmic. The coding region runs from base 98 to 3001 and encodes 967 amino acids. Gene Ontology annotation, biological process: alanyl-tRNA aminoacylation. Gene Ontology annotation, cellular component: cytoplasm; mitochondrion. NCBI's taxonomy places the organism in Eukaryota, Metazoa, Arthropoda, Insecta, Diptera, Ceratopogonidae. The record is from RefSeq and is a predicted model, not a curated record. The transcript has 3 exons. Gene Ontology annotation, molecular function: ATP binding; nucleic acid binding; aminoacyl-tRNA deacylase activity.